This is a messenger RNA of Gavialis gangeticus (Gharial), 4275 nucleotides long. It is a transcript of the gene BMPER, whose product is annotated as BMP binding endothelial regulator. NCBI's taxonomy places the organism in Eukaryota, Metazoa, Chordata, Crocodylia, Gavialidae. The annotation marks the transcript as partial. The record is from RefSeq and is a predicted model, not a curated record. The transcript is spliced from 15 exons. Gene Ontology annotation, molecular function: protein binding.
GGGCGACGGGGCGUCGGGGCCGCCUGGCUGCUGCUGCUGAGCCAGCUCGGGGUGCAGCUCUCGCUGGCCUCCUCCUUCCUCACAGGAUCAGUUGCAAGAUGUGAAAAUGAAGGGGAAGUGCUGCAGAUACCAUUUAUCACGGACAAUCCUUGCAUCAUGUGCAUUUGCCUGAAUAAAGAAGUGACAUGCAAACGAGAGAAGUGCCCAACGCUUUCCAAGGAGUGUGCCCUAGUCGUUAAGCAGAGAGGAGCCUGCUGCGAGCGAUGCAAAGGGUGCACUUUUGAAGGAAAUGCCUACAACAGCUCUAUGGAAUGGCAAGUUCCAGCCAGGCCAUGUGUCACAUACCAAUGUCAGGAAGGAGUGAUAACAGAAUCUGAGAUCCAGUGUGUGGUUCAUUGCAAAAACCCUUCUAAACAGAUGGGGAUAUGUUGUCCCACAUGUUCAGGUUGUAUAUUUGAAGGUAGACAUUACAAGGAAGGGGAAGAAUUUCAGCCACAAGGGAACAAAUGCAUUAAGUGCUCUUGUAUUGGAGGCAGGACACAGUGCAUACAAGAAGUCUGUCCUAUUCUGUCAUGUCCCCAGCACCUCAGUCACAUUCCUUCUGGACAAUGUUGCCCCAAAUGUUUAGGCCAGAGGAAAGUAUUUGACCUCUUGUUUGGAAGCUGCCUCUUUCGCAGUGACGUUUAUGACAAUGGCUCCUCAUUCAUUUAUGACAACUGCACAACAUGUACCUGCAAGGAUUCUACAGUGGUGUGUAAAAGGAGGUGCUCACUUUCUGGAGAAUGCAAUAAGAACAAGGAACACUGCUGCAAGGAGUGCAUCUCAUAUGUCUCUCCUGAGGAAGUGAAAGUGUGCAAGUUUGGCAGUAAGAUAUUCCAGGAUGGAGAGAUGUGGUCCUCCGUUAACUGUACCAUCUGUGCUUGUAUGAAAGGCAGGACAGAGUGUCGCAAGAAGCAGUGCAUUCCAGUCAACAGCUGCCCUCACGGUAAAAUCCUGAACAGAAAAGGAUGUUGUCCUAUUUGCACUGAAAAGCCUGGAGUUUGCACUGUAUUUGGAGACCCCCACUACAACACUUUUGAUGGACGGACAUUUAACUUUCAGGGAACAUGUCAGUACGUUUUGACGAAAGACUGCUCCUCCUCUGCCUCGUCCUUCCAGGUGCUGGUGAAAAACGAUGCUCGUCGGACCCGAUCUUUCUCUUGGACAAAAUCUGUGGACCUUGUGUUGGGCAGAAAUAUGAUCAGCCUCCAGCAGCACCUUACUGUGAAGUGGAAUGGGACCCGGAUAUCACUCCCUUGCAAGACACCACAUUUUCAGAUCGACUUGGAUGGUUAUUUGCUGAAAGUAACAACCAAAGCAGGCUUAGAAAUCUCCUGGGAUGGGGACAGUUUUGUUGAAGUCAUGGCAGCACCUCAUUUGAAGGGCAAACUCUGUGGUUUGUGUGGCAACUACAAUGGACACAAGAGAGAUGACCUGAUUGGAGGUGACGGCAAUUUUAAGUUUGAGGUGGAUGACUUUGCUGAGUCCUGGCGCAUUGAGUCAAAUGAGUUUUGCAGUCGCCCACAGAGGAAGCCUGCACCUGAACUGUGCCAAGGAACAGUGAGGGUAAAACUCAGAGCCCACCGGGAAUGCCAGAAACUCAAAGCCUGGGAGUUUCAGAAUUGUCACUCAACAGUGGAUUAUACUAACUUCUACCGGUCCUGUGUGACAGACAUGUGUGAGUGCCCAGUUCACAAAAACUGCUACUGUGAAUCUUUGCUUGCCUAUGCCCGGACCUGUCAGAGGGAAGGUAUCAAAGUCCAAUGGAAACCCGAGCAGAACUGUGCAGCAACGCAGUGCAAGCAUGGUGCAGUUUAUGACACCUGUGGACCUGGAUGUGUCAAAACAUGUGACAACUGGAAUGAGAUUGGUCCAUGCAACAAGCCGUGUGUUGCAGGUUGCCACUGCCCAGCAAAUUUAGUGCUUCACAAAGGAAGAUGCAUCAAGCCAGUCCUCUGUCCACAACGGUGACGUUAGUUUUAUCUUUAAGGACUGUAAUAAUGGUGUCUUUGAUACCUUUGAAACUCACAGCCAAUGAAGGACUGCAGUGUUUGUAUGCAGAUUCUGCAAAGUACACACACCUUCACAAAAUGUGCGUGUGUGUGUGUCUGUGUAUUUAUAUGUGUCUAUAUACACACGUGAGCAUGUGUAAAGAUAAAUAAGAAUAUACUGUGUGUACAUAGAUGUACAUAUCUAUACACAAGUACACAAUAUAUAUAAAUACAAGAAAUGUAUUUAUAUAUAUGUACUUACACACAAAUAUACACAAUUUAUAUAUACCAUAGAAGGAUGAAUUAUUAUAUGUAUAUUUUUUGCUAUAAAAUGUAUGUAUUAUUAUUUCUAGGACUCUAAUCUAUAAGCCAUUUGAGUCACUGUAUAAAUAAACCAGGUGUUUUUAAUAUAAUAUAAUGGCAUGAAAAUCUAUUGAAUGACUUCGCCAUUGCAUAAGCUUAUAGUUUCUAAGGAAACUUUUCUAGGGCCAUAGCAUUGCCAGACCGGAUUAGUUUCAACAGAGACCUUGGAUUUAUAGUUGUACAGGAAAGACAUUCCUCUGGAGAUGGAGGAUUUAUCUAGGAAUAUUUUGUGUGUACCUCAGAGCUGCUUAGUGAUCGGUGACAGUGCUUAAUGAUGGCAGAGAAAGCUAAGGAUACUUUAUUGAAUCACUGUAAAAAAUUAUUUCUAAACUCAAUGGCCAAAUGCCAGGAAAGAGAUUUUUUUUUGGAACAUAACCAAAGAAUCAGUGGACAGAUUUUCAAAAGUGCCCUGUGCCCAGCAGCUCCGACUGCAUAUAUGGCCACUUACAUUUAAUAAGUACCCCCAUCUGUGAUGUUAUAUGUGGUAUUACCUGGGAAAAAGACAAUAAAAAUCCUUAAAAAAUACACAUGAAACUUUUACUCCUUUAAACAUGUUUUAAAACUUUAUUGUUUAAUACAUCCCUUAAAAUGAUAAUCAAAGCCCAGUGGCAUAUACUUACAAAUACUGUGAAUUGAAAGUUCACAGGCAUAAUGUGAUUUUGGUGCACAUGAAUAAUCAAAAUAAUGUUAGGUACUUUUUUACAUAACUUUUACCUUUUUAAUAACUCAUUAAAUAACUCUGUAAGCAGAAAACAAAAAUAGAUUUAAAAACCCCCCAACUGCACAAAAAGAGUAGAAAAUGAUAAAGGGUGAACACAUUUAUUUUCAUAUUUGGCUGUUUCAUCAGUCUUUAUGAACUUGCAGGAUUUGCUUGUUUUUGAAGUCAUUGUAAUGCAGUCAUAUGGGAUAGACCAACCAUUAUUAAAUAAAUUAUAUAGCUUUCUCAAGCCUAAUCUAUUUGGAAACCUGUGAGAGAGCUUGACUGGAUGUCUAGUAAAGUCAAUACUUCAAUUCUUUGGGUGUUGAAUUUGGAUUUAUAGUGAAGUAAUUGUUUCCCACAGAGCUACUGCCUCACAAUUUGAACUAAAACUGCAUGUCAUAGAGUCUUAGAAAAAUUCAGGACUUUUAUUCUACUUCACUUUAAAAAUGGCUUUAUUAAUUUCAGUUAGGUCUGAGUAAGCAGGUUCCACAGUCUUCAGUUAUAGAAACUGUUCAUAAUAAUAGAAGCUGUUGUGUAAGCACAUAUAUCAUGACAUCGUAAGAUGCCAGAUGCUGUGCCAUAAUAACUACCAAAGAUUUCCAUGAAUGCUUGUCCAAAUUUUAAAUACCCUAAUUUGGUCAUUUUGGACGUGUCCAUAUGAGUGUAGAUGUUUGUUUCCCCGGGAACAACUAGCAGCAGCACAGUUUGUGCUGCCACUAGUUGUCCCUGGGGAAUGCCUGUGCCACACGCCCUCUGGAAUGUGGCAGGUUACCCAGGGUGGGGUAGGGGAGGCUGGGGCCAGCUCUACCCCAUCCGGCGCCUUACCUGGGAUCCUAGGGGCCUUGCAGGGCUGUAGCAGUAGUGAUCCUACCACUUGGAGCCUAGCUGGCAGCCAGCGUGUGGCUCUGGCUGGCCAGACUUCAGUUUUGAGUGGCACACACUGUCCCCACUUGCACCACUCUGCUCCACCUUUCUUUGUGUGGGUUUUUUGACUCCUGGAUAUCCAGGGGUCAACCCCCCCCACACACACACAAACCCUCUGCAUGCUGUUCCCUUGCAGCAUGGAGAACAGCUAAAUGUGUGUUAUGUGGCAUCACAGAUGUGUCUGCGGUGCCAAAUACCUCACAGCCACACUCAUCUGGACACGGUCUUUUUGUCCCCUUUGUGUUUAUUUUCCCAGAA